Molecule: messenger RNA, 2216 nt
Organism: Melopsittacus undulatus (budgerigar)
Lineage: Eukaryota; Metazoa; Chordata; Aves; Psittaciformes; Psittaculidae
Product: arylacetamide deacetylase-like 4
Exons: 4
Coding region: 69-1307 (412 amino acids)
Cellular component (GO): membrane
Molecular function (GO): carboxylic ester hydrolase activity; lipase activity
Source: RefSeq, a predicted model, not a curated record
AGAACCACUUGAAAACAAGGCUUAAGGCAGCACAGGGUUUUCUUAGCAUCCACAUCUACUGAAGUGAAAUGGCAUCUGUUUAUGUGACAUUAGCAACAAUAGGGAUGGUUUUCAUCUCUCCUGUUAUAGUACCAGCAUUGUUUUUCUGGGGGGUAUUUUAUGAUCUUUUCAACUCAGAACUGCCACUCGGAAUUGACCAACCUCUAAAGCUGCGGUUUUAUCAUUCAGUGAUGAUUACAACCAUGGUCUUGGGAAAGAUUUUGCAGAAGCUGGGAAUCUGCAGUGACUUAAGCUUAAUGCGAACUGUGCUCGAUGGAAUACCACCAUGGAGAGAUUCAACACUUCUUAUCAAAGACCUCAAAGUAGAUGAGGUACCAUUGAGGAUUUAUCAGCCCAAAUGGCCACCUACCGGCAAAAGAAGAGGAAUACUGUAUUUUCAUGGAGGCGCUGGCACAUUUGGAAGCAUUAGAGCCUAUGAAAGAAUAUGCCGCUAUAUGGCCAAAAAAUGCAACUCAGUGGUUGUGUCUGUGGGUUAUCGUCUGGCUCCUGAACACCCAUACCCAGGGCAGCAUUUUGAUUGUCUCAAUGCCACCUUGUAUUUUAUGAGGAAUUUAGAAGAGUAUCAUGUGGAUCCUGCUCUCAUCAUCCUUUGUGGUGACAGUUGUGGAGCCAAUUUUGCUACAGGUAUUUGCCAAAUAUUGCUGAAUAAAAGAGAUCUCCCAAAAGUACGUGCUCAGAUUUUACUUUAUCCAGGACUGCAGGGCCUGGAUUUUCACUUGCCUUCCUACCAGCAGAAUGCUUCAGUGCCACUGCUGUUUCGGAAGUCAGUUGUCUACUUCUGCUUUCGCUAUCUUAAUAAAGAACCAUCAGUUUUGGAAGAUGUUCUCCAAAACCGACAUGUUCCUGAGAGUAUGAAACAGAAGUAUAAGAAAUGGGUAAGUGCCGACAUUAUUCCUGACAAAUUCAAGAUGAGAAACUACGUACCUCAGAAACCCACCUCAUAUAAACCUGAAGUCCAUGAAGCAAUCAAAGAAAUGUUAUCAAUACCAUUUUCCCCACUCUUAGCUGAAGAUUCCAUUAUUUGCCAGCUCCCGGAAAGCUACAUCUUGACCUGUGAGUUUGAUGUGCUCAGGGAUGACGGGCUGUUAUACAAGAAGCGCUUAGAGGACAAUGGUGUUCAAGUAACCUGGUGUCAUUCUGAGAGUGGUUUUCAUGGAAUUUUGGCCUUUUUUGGAUAUGGGAUUUUUUCCUUUGUAACUGGGAAAAAGAUAAUGGAUAGUAUUGUGAAUUUUAUAAAUAACUUAUAGAAGUGUUUUUCAGAACAAAGAUGCAAAUCUUACUUUAUCCUUGGUGAAUUUACACUUGGCAAAGAAUGUAAACACAUUUGACACCGGAUUUUGACUGCAUUUUCCACUUUCUAAUUUCUGCUUCUGCAGUGGCUCUCAAAGAAAUGUAAAAAUUAUUUAAAGCAUCACCAUUCCACAAACCAUGAUUAGAAAACACCACCAUUAAGAUCAAGAUGCAGAAGUAGGCACCUGGCACAUACUGUUUCACUUCAACUCUAGCAAUUGUAGUGUCUUUGCAUGCCUGGCAUGCCUUCAAGAAAAGCAGCAAGAACAUCUCUUCUUGACGAAUGCUGAAGAAAACAACCAGGGUCUACUCUGGCCUUUGCGAAUGACAGAAGGUGUUCAGGGUAUCAGAUGAAGAGCCAAAUGAUUCAGGUUCUGUGAAGUCUUAUGUCUUGUAGUGAAAUUGCAGCUAUGCAUUUUAAUUCCUAGGCUUAGUUUGCAGAGACUACACUGUUCUUGAAAGUUUCUUCCUUCAGGAGAAGCGUAGUCAGAAGAAAGGCUUCUGUCUGAAGUGGAAGUCCUGAACUGGAACUAGUAUGCAGUUGAUUCUGUUUGAAAUCUGAGAAAUGAUAUUUCAUUUUGGAACUUGAUUCUUGAACUGGAAUCCCUAAACUGUAAUGAGUGUGUGCAUGUUUCAGAAGGGCAGAGGCAAGACUUGGUUUCCUUUCUGUACUCUUUUUCUCUUACGAUUAUGCUCAAGAGGACCUUUUAUGUUACCUGUUAUGCUAUGUUUAUUGAAAAAGCUCUGAAGAUCACAGAGGUAAGAGAGAAGAAAAGCACAAUAUUGUAUUCUCUUAUCACUGUAAUAGUGUGGCAAUUGUGAUGUUUUCAGUAACAAAAAAAAAAUAAAAACUAGCAUUUCAAGUA